AGCAACAAAGCAAUUUCCUUACAGCCACGAUGAGCAUCAGGACAUUUUUUUGUUUGAUUGGUAUCAGUCAGCUCAGCUGAGGGGAAUUCGCAGUGGCUGUAGCUAUAGAAGCCAGCCAGAAAACCCUCAGGGAAGGAAGAAACGGCAGGCACUAAUUUGACCUAAUUUGUCUUUAUGUUCAGGAUAAAAGAGCAACAGCAUUCAUGAAGUAUCUGUUGUUUCCUCUCUCAAAGAGAGAAUCAUUUUCUCCCCCUCCAAACAAGAGAGGGAGGAACUGUUCACAAGAAAAUUUCUCAUGAUCAGUUCCUUUGUGAAGUUAACACCAGUUCCCCCAAUGCCCCAAGGGCAGAGAGCACAAAAAAAACCUAAACUUUCUAUAUCAGAGCUGCAGUCCCCAGCUCUGCUGCUAGAUGGCGCCACCAUGUCACAAGUUAGCGAGAGCAGCAGCGAGUUAGCACACAUGCUAACUCAUUACCCAGUUUUAUCCAUAAAAAUCAGCAGAAGGGGAAUCCUCUCAGAUUUUAGUGGAAGAAAUAGCCUCUUUGUUGAGCAAGAGAGCAAUAUUGAUUGUGGAUUAUAGAGUUAUGUGUAACGGUUAUGCAUACUAAUCACUUCCAUACUAAAUAUACAUUAUACUAAAACAAAUAGGUCUAGCAGAGACCACCAGAAAGUCUCGCCUGCUGAGAAUUAUUGCUGCUCUGUAAUUGGCCAAAAUGGGAUGUUCGACUUUUACGAAAACCUCUACUCUUCCCUUUGGGACCGGGAAUGGACCUCUGACCUACUUUUAGUACGUUCUAAAUUUCUGCGUUUUGAAUUUUAGAAAAUUGAAUUUGGUGUUUUGAAUUUGUCUUUGUUGAAAACUGUAUUUAGCAGUCUAAGAAUUCAACAAAUCAAAGCUGCAAGCAGCAUUGAAAGGGCCCUCGCACCCGGGACCACCACCACCCGGAGGCCUUAGGAAAAUAGUGAACAGUGGGCGACAUGCAUUUAAAUAUGUAAAUAUAGGAGAAAUAUGGCAAAGUUUUUUUAAUGUGCCACACUUCCUGCUGCCAGCAGGUGGCACUAUAACUAUGUAUGCCUGACUUACAACUUCCUGUUUCAUGGCAAAACAUCAAAUUUUGUCAGGCCGCCACAAACACGCGCUUCAGCAAAAAACUCAAGAUCUUCACAAUUUAACGUCGCAAAAGCCUUUAGAUUAGGCUGACCAAAUAUGAUGUUGAUCUGAUAAAAUCUCUAGGAGGAGUUUAAGUACAACGUCUGGAAAUGGCAAAAACUGCAAAAAUAUCUCGCUUCCUGUUGUGUUUUCAGAUUUUGCUCCCAUGGACUUUUUUGUAGGCUGUUACCUGUGUACCGAAUUUCAUACCUGUAUGUGAAACUUCGAAAUUUUGUAGGUGGUGCCAUCGAGCCAUUUUGCCACACCUAAUUCUGAAACCCAUAUCAAUUUUCCCCCACUUCUGAUGAGUAUGCAAAGUUUCAUGAGUUUUUGAGCAUAAUUAGGACCUCAAAAAUGCAAUUCAUUUCAGAGUAGAAGAAUAAUUGACCGAGCAAUUACAAUAGAGUCAACAUCAUCCAAAGUCGUCAAAGUUCAUCUUCAGGAGUUUGUGUUAAUUUUCUUAAUGAAUUUGUAUCACUCCGUUCUCUUUUUUUAUGAAGGAAAGUAAUAGUUUGCUGAAGUAGAGGCCAUAAUACUUUUAAGAGAGACGUGAAUCUGAAUCAGUAAUCUUUAACUGGUUCUUCAAUGUUUUUCAUUAGAACAUCAUCUAGUUUCUCUUUCACUUCUACUCUUCCAUGCAAAUGCAAGAUAUACUUUCAUGUAUCUUUGAAACUGGACAUGUUUCUUCUCUUUUUCUCUUGAGAUUUGGCUCUGAAGUCCGUAAGAGAGAUCUGUCUCAUUUGCUUUCAUGUUUACUUGUAUUUGCUUAAUGUAAUGAUUGAUUAAACACAUUAGACUACUCAUUUUAUCAACAUGUUGUUGUCCAUUUUUAUUUCCUGCUGAUUCUGCUUCAACCAGGAAUAAUUUCAUAAUUUUAGUUCUGAAAGGUAUUUGCUUUUUGAGCUUAAUCACCUGGUUUCACAGACAAGUUAUAAGCUACUCCUAGACUAAAUUGCAUGUUUGAGCUGUUUUAACUGAAAGUAACUUAAUAUAUGUUAGAACCAUUGUUUUGUCUCAAGAUGCACACCAGUAAUGUUAUUUUGUGUACGUUUAUAAAAGCUACUUAAAUAUCCUAAUUGAACUAAAGCUUAAGUCUGUGAAACUGGGCCUGCGUUUUUUUUUUAAAUUUUGUUUUUUAAAAUGCCUAAUAAAUCAUAUUUCACCACGCACAUGACUGACAUUGAAUGACAUUGUUGUCUGUCUACAUUAUUAACAGUUUCACCCUUGAUAUCCAGUAUCAUAUACAGUUGUAAGAAAAAGUAUGUGAACCACUUGCAGAAUCUGUGAAAAUGUGAAUAAUUUUAACAAAAUAAGAGACCAUUCAAAAUGCAUGUUAUUUUUUAUUUAGUACUGUGCUGAAUAAGAUAUUUUAUAUAAAAUAUGAUUAUAUUUAGUCCAUGAGACAAAACAAAAAAUAGCUGAAUUUAUUAAACUGACCCAGUUCAAAAGUAUGUGAAGCAUUAAGAGUUGGCAGGGUGAAAACUUUUGAAUGUCUGAAUUGUACGUAAGUUUUCUUACGGGAAACAAGUAUCUUCUGUUGCUUCCAAAGGGCAGUAAUAAAUGAAAAACAACAAAAGUUUUUUUUUUUUUUUUUUUUGUAUGAUCCCUUUUAUUUUAUAAAAAUUAUUCACAGAUUCUGCAAGUGGUUCACAUACUUUUUCUUGCCACUGUAUUUCAAAGUGUUUGUUCUAGUCAGUUUGAUGUUCAUUCACACCAUGAAGAGCAAUGAACUCUAAACAACAUGUUUUUUCUUUUCUUUUUUUAAUAAACUAAAAUGAUCUAGUCUCAAUCUUACCACUGCUUUACACAACAACCAUCAGAAAGAGAGCUGCUGGGACAGAUAAGCGGUGUGUAAUUCUUGUUAUUUUUGUGUGAUUAUUUUAAUGUUUUUGUGAUUGUGAACAGUAUUUGGCGCAUCUUUUUUAUUAUUGUUUUAAAUAAUUAUAAUUACAUUCAGGGGGUUUUGAAUAAACAACCAAUCAAUCAAUCAAGAAAAAAUAUAUAAAUAAAAUAAGCCAGUGAUAAAUUUAAAAGAUAGAAAUAAAAGUUAAAUAAUAUGAACAUGUUUACAAAUAGAAACACAAGGCUUAUUUCCCCCAAAUUUACAUUUAUGAAUGCUAAAUUUAGCCACAAGAAGCAGCAGAUUUAUUAAAUAAUAUUCUUUAUGAUAACAUUUGUUACAGGAGAAAAAACAAAACAAAUAAAACAUUUUUAAAGCACAAUUCAAAGCGAUGUGACCCAAAUCUGACCAAAAACAAACUAAAUGAGGACAACUCCAAAAUAAAUGGUAUAAUGUUUCAGCAUGUAAACCACAAAAUGUACAAAAUAUUUCAAUAUCAAAAUCUGUUUACCUUUUGGCGCGUCUUUGAUCAUCUGCCGUUGGCGGCCGAUGACGUCACCGCUCGCGCCUUCCCUCAGUCAGUCAGUUUCAGCGUCGAGUCUUCUGAGUCACAUCAUCAAUGAAGCUCCUCCCACAAUAAUCACAUCAUCAGUAAAACUCCACCCAUAUCAUGCACAUCAUCAGUGAAGCUCCUCCCACAGCAAUCCUCCAAUAAAUGCUGGAAUAUUCCCAUCAGACGAGCAUCAGAGCAUCAGGAAGAGCUGAAAUCUGCAAAGACUGAGUUUACUAAAGAGGACAGUGAGAACAUGAGUGAUCCAGAACCCUGCAGAAUGAAACACACUGAAGAUACUGAAGAACAAAGAGAUAUGAUUAAAGAGGAGGAGGAGAGUGAAGAACUAAGUGAAGUGGAGGAGAAACAUCAUGUCAAACCUGGAGAAAAACCUUUGAGUUGCUCAAAGACUAAAAAGACAUUUUUAAAGAAAAGAAGAGCAAAGAAAUCUACAACCUGCACUCAGUGUGGAAAGAGUUUCACACACAAAUGUCGUCUUGAUGUUCACAUGAGAGUUCAUACUGGAGAGAAACCGUUCCCAUGUGAUCAGUGUGGGAAGAGCUUCACACGAAAAAUAAUUCUUAACGAACACAUGAAUGCUCACACUGGAGAGAAGCCGUUCACAUGUGAUCAGUGUGGGAGGUGUUUCAGUCUAUCAUCAAACCUUAGAGAUCACAUGAGGAUCCACACUGGAGGGAAGCUGUUCACAUGUGAUCAAUGUGGGAAGAGUUUCACAUACAAAAAUAGUCUUAAGCGUCACAUGAAAGCCCACACUGGAGAGAGACCGUUCAUGUGUGAUCAGUGUGGGAAGAGAUUUAUUGGGUCAUCAGAGCUGAAGACACACCUGACAGUUCAUACGAAGGAUAAGCCACAUUCAUGUUCUGUGUGUGGAAAGAGUUUUUCACAGCUGCAAAAUUUACAGAGACAUCAGAAAAUACACACUGCUGUGAAAGAGUACAUGUGCUUUGAGUGUGAGAAGACUUUUAUUUCAGCAAACUGUUUAAAACGGCACCAGAGAAUUCACACUGGAGAGAAACCGUACAAGUGUUCACACUGUGACAAGAGAUUCAGUUGUUCAUCAAAUCUGAAAACACAUGAGAGGAUCCACACUGGAGAGAAACCUUACAAGUGUUCAUACUGUGACAAGAGAUUCAGCUGUUCAACACAUCUGAAAAGACAUGAGAGGAUCCACAUUGAAGAAAAACCUUACAAGUGUUCACACUGUGACAAGAGAUUCAAUCUGUCAUCAUCUCUGAAAACACAUGAGAGGAUCCACACUGGAGAGAAACCUUACAAGUGUUCACACUGUGACAAGAAAUUCAGAUGUUCAACACAUCUGAAAAGACAUGAGAGGAUGCACACUGAAGAAAAACCUUACAAGUGUUCACACUGUGACAAGAGAUUCAGUGUGUCAUCAUCUCUGAAAAGACAUGAGAAGAUCCACAGUGGAGAAAAAACGUACAAGUGUUCACACUGUGACAAGAGAUUCAAUCAAUCAGAACAACUGAAAACGCAUGAGAUGUUUCACUAUUAAAAGUCACCUGAAGAUACACAUGAAGAUCCAUACAGAGAAGAAACCACAUCACUUCUAUCUAUUUGGGGAAAGGUUCAUCCAGUUAUAUUCUUUAUUCACACAUAUUUGUUUGACUUUUGGUGUGAAACGACCAUCUGUCAACAAUUGUUCUCGCAUUUUUGCAUAGUUUGGAGGCUUAUAAAUAGAUAAAGCAAUGCUUUUCUUCAACAUUUUUCUUUGAGCAAAAAAGAUUCACAUGCGAGUUCACACUGGGAAGAAGCAGAUCAGUGAAAUCACAUCUGCCAGAUCUUCUAGAUCUUCAAAUCCAGCAGUGCGACAGCAAACGCGACACGAUAAAGCAUCUCUUCCAUAGAAAUCUGUCCUGAUCAGCUGCAGCGAAAGACACGACAAAGAAGCAUCAUCCAAAGCUCAUCUUCAGGAGUUUAUGUUAAUGUUCUUAAUGGAUUUGUAUCACUGUAAGUUCUCUUUUAUGAAGGAAACUAGUAUUUUUUUUUUUAAAAGUAUGAACUUCUUGUGUUCCUAUAGUUCAGGAGCUGUAGAGGCCAUAAUAUUUUUAAGAGAGACAUGAAUCUGAUAAUAAUUUUUAACUCGUUUUUGAUUAGAACAUCUAGUUUCUCUUCCACUU
Ctenopharyngodon idella (grass carp) is the source of this 5699-nucleotide messenger RNA. RefSeq names its product gastrula zinc finger protein XlCGF7.1-like. NCBI's taxonomy places the organism in Eukaryota, Metazoa, Chordata, Actinopteri, Cypriniformes, Xenocyprididae. The transcript is spliced from 3 exons. Gene Ontology annotation, biological process: regulation of immune system process; regulation of cytokine production; central nervous system development. The coding region runs from base 3797 to 5074 and encodes 425 amino acids. Gene Ontology annotation, cellular component: nucleus; transcription regulator complex; PcG protein complex. The record is from RefSeq and is a predicted model, not a curated record. Gene Ontology annotation, molecular function: DNA-binding transcription activator activity, RNA polymerase II-specific; RNA polymerase II cis-regulatory region sequence-specific DNA binding.